CUCACAGCUAAAAGCUGUUUUGUGGUUUUUUCUCCCGUAUAAGCUUUCAUCAUGUCUAUACAAUUUCUGCUGUCUUUCACAGAAUUUCCUGGAACGUCUGAACACUGCAGUCCAAGUCAAAUGCUGCCAGAGUUGCCAUCUUUGUUUGACACAAGCCACACUUUCAGAAUGCUGGCCAUUAUACAUGAAUGGGAGGGCAUGUCUGCCAGUCACACAGACAACACUGGAAAGUAUGUUUCACUUUUACUUUCCAAAGCAGGCCUGGAAACAGCGAUCUUUUAUUUAUGGUGUCAAAAACGGUACACCAUCUUUAUGAGUGUGUGCAGCCUGUCCAUCAUAGUAGCUGACUGGGUGAUGACCAUUUUAAUGGCAGCUGUGUGGUUACUGGGUCCUGUCCACUCAUUUACACCCUGCCUCCUUUUGACUAAUGCCUCAGCAACAUAUGCAGCAUUACCACUGCCCAUGAUAUGCCUGAGUUUAACGGACUACCUUUUAAGAGACAAAGCUCUUAGCAAAGGCAGAGCCUUCUUAAAAACCCUCGGAAAUAUACUCCUGACACUUCUCAUGUGGCUGCUAGCUUUUAUGUGCUCUUUUAGCCAUGCUGAUGCUAAACUGAUGGAUAUGAGUUGCAGCAAAAGGUUGAAGAAAGCUCUGGUGUGUGAAGUGGAGGAGUCAAAACUGGUGAUCAACUUCAUUGCUGGGAUUUUCACUGCAAUCCUUUUAACACUGCUACCAUUUUGCUCACAUAUUCCCCAGUGGGUACGAGAUGCUGACAAGUUCUGUGAAGCAGAGGAAGAACAAGAGAAGGUGGGGAACAACUUGCUACUCACUUCAACCCUCUGCCCAGAGACAAAAGGUGAUGAAAAGAGUUACCUGACAGAUACAAUCCACCAUCGACCGCCUCUCUGGAUCAGUCUAAUACUGGGCUUCGCCACAUUCUGGAUGCCUUUUCUUGCUGUGUCUCUGGCCUGUUUGGUUUUUGGCCUUGGAGUACCUGCAUACAUAUCUGUUAACCUGUUGUGGCUGGAAUGCACCAACAGUUUACUGCUGGGUGUGCUAUUCUGGGUAAAGAGCAAGACUCUAGGGCCACACACCAAUUUACCAGAAAAUCUAUGCUCAUGGCACAUUUACUGGCAUAUAAGCACAGAAAUGCAACCCGAACUGAUGGUUCCUGAGCUCAACCCAUCAAAAGAGAAGAGAAAUACUUAUGAUGUGUAAGAAAAAACCUGAAAGUAACAGACAUCACAAGCCUAGAUGGAAUGUCAAACUCAUUUUACAAUGUGGGCCACAUACAGCAGACUUUGAUGCUAAGUGGAGCAGAUAAGUGCAUCGAAUCCCUAUACAUGGGACAAGUUUUUCUACAUGAUAAAGAAAUAUUGCUGUAGUAAAUAAAAC
Molecule: messenger RNA, 1395 nt
Organism: Pelmatolapia mariae (spotted tilapia)
Lineage: Eukaryota; Metazoa; Chordata; Actinopteri; Cichliformes; Cichlidae
Product: probable G-protein coupled receptor 160
Exons: 1
Coding region: 52-1218 (388 amino acids)
Cellular component (GO): signaling receptor complex; plasma membrane
Source: RefSeq, a predicted model, not a curated record